Euleptes europaea (tarantolino) is the source of this 1645-nucleotide messenger RNA. RefSeq names its product SH3 domain binding protein 2 (gene SH3BP2). The transcript is spliced from 12 exons. Gene Ontology annotation, molecular function: SH3 domain binding. Gene Ontology annotation, biological process: signal transduction. The record is from RefSeq and is a predicted model, not a curated record. Lineage: Eukaryota; Metazoa; Chordata; Lepidosauria; Squamata; Sphaerodactylidae. Bases 2 to 1627 code for a protein of 541 amino acids.
CAUGACUUCGGAAGAGAUGUCUUGGCCUGUCCCAAUGAAGGCGAUUGGAGCACAGAACCUGAUGACAAUGCCUGGAGGGGUGAGCCAGUCUGGAUACCUGCACAAGAAAGGGGGCACCCAGUUCCAGCUCUUAAAGUGGCCACUGAGGUUUGUGAUUGUCCACAGGGGCUGCAUUUACUACUUUAAGAGUAGCACAUCCGCAUCUCCCCAGGGAGCCUUCUCACUGAAGGGCUAUAAUAGGGUUAUGCGGGCAGCAGAGGAAACAACAUCGAACAAUGUAUUUCCUUUCAAGCUGGUUCACAUUAGCAAGAAGCACAGGACCUGGUAUUUUUCUGCUUCCUCUGAAGAAGAAAGGAAGGACUGGAUGUCCUCACUUAGGAGAGAAAUAGAUCACUAUCAUGAGAAGAAGGAAACGGUCACUGACUUAAGUGAUUCUGGUUCAGAUGUUGACAGUUUCUACGGCUCAAUAGAACGCCCAAUUAAUAUCAACUAUUCUCAGCAUUCAAUAGAAAAUUCAGAUUAUGACCAGGAUGAAGAAGAAGAAUACUUACAGCCAGAUAAUGCAGACAGUGUAAAAUGUGAAGACCAUACAGUCCUUCCACCAGCAUACCCACCUCCUCCAGUCCCGCAGGUGGGAAAACCUUCCUAUUCAGAGACCCGGGUGCGUUUGUUCUCCUGCCGGAGCAGUGUACCUGUGCUUCCGCUGCCACCCCCCAAGAAAAGUCUGCCUGUUUUUAAGCCCGAAGCUCGCUUGUGUAGUAUGAGAGGGGACCUUCCUUUUCAGUACCAAGCUGCAUGUCAUGUGAGACCCCAGCUAACGCGUCAGCAUGCAAGCAGCGCAGGAUCGCCAGCGCCUCCGGUCCCUCUAGCCAGAAAGCCCACUCGCCUCAUAGAGACUGGCGGUCAGUCGGCCGUACGCCUGCCCCUCGCCCACACUUUAGCUACUUCCGAAGACAGUGAGAAGCUAAAGGAGUUAAAGCUGUCUGCAAAGGGCCCACCUCCACUGCCAAGCGGCAAGCCCAGACUGACACUCUGCCCUGUGAUGCCGGCAGGUGCCAAACCACCGAGGGAAUGUGGCAAAAUACUGGCUAAGCCUCAAGCGUCUGCUGAGAAGUCACCUGUGCCUUUAUCCAAACCAGAGAAGCCUUCACCUCCACAUUUAGGUUCUGUUUCUGGUAGGAGAUCACCUCCAGAUGGGCAGAGCUUCCGAGGUGCCUUGUUUGAGAAACCAGCAGUGCUUUCAAAGCCAGCCGUACCUGGUACAGACUCAGAUGAUGACUAUGAAAAAGUUGAGCUGCCUAAUUCGGUAUUUGUCAAUACAUCUGAAUCCCUUGAAGUUGAAAGGAUGUUCAAAUCUGAAAAUCUGACAGGGCAUCCAAAAUCUGGAUUAUUCUGCAUUAGGAACUCAUCGACGAAAACUGGAAAGGUGUUAGUUGUGUGGGAUGAGUCCAUUGAGAAAGUGAGAAACUACAGAAUAUUUCAACAGCAGGACUCAAAGUUCUACCUGGAGUCCGAUGCGCAAUUCCCAAGUCUUGGAAGUCUGGUUGAACACUACUCCUGCCACGUCUUGCCUGGCCACAACAAUCUGAGGCUCCAGUUUCCUUAUGGCUAUUCUGGGCCAAGGUGACACACCUUCAUUAUCCGC